Diatraea saccharalis (sugarcane borer) is the source of this 2086-nucleotide messenger RNA. The record is from the annotation of a GenBank genome assembly. Lineage: Eukaryota; Metazoa; Arthropoda; Insecta; Lepidoptera; Crambidae.
AUGGAAGCCUUACGGCACUGUUACCAAAUGUCGAGAAAAUCGUGCGAGGCGGGAGGUGCGCGCGGAGCCUGCCUCUGGGUACAAGAAUGCAACCGAUUGGGCGGGCGGCAUGCCGGCGUUUGUGUCGACCGGUUCAUGUUCGGUUCCUGCUGCAUAAUGUCAGAGAAACCACUGAACCUAGAAGAAUCUCAAACACCAGUCACAGUCACCGAUAGGCCGUACUCGUCGCCAUCUAGCGGCAUGCAUAGCACAACAAAUAAGCCGUAUGAGGCUUCCACACAAACCAUAGCGCGGCCCAACUGGCAAACACCAAGGCCGUCGUUCAUGACCAAACCGAUAGAUGGCGCUCCCACGUCAUACAGCUACAGACCGCCAGAAAUAAACUUACCUUUAUUAGACAAUUUAGACGCGAGUAGCGAAAAAAAUAGUGAUAUAGUUAAUAAAAUACCUUAUAACAGUGUAAAUAAGUACCAAAAUGUAAAUAGGCCAAAUGGCGAAGAAACUAGUCCCAACAAUAAGAUUUCGUCUAGUCUUAGUAUAAUACCGGGCGCACGGCCUAUGGCUAUCUCUGAACAGCAUGCGGAAAACAGUAUUUCUUCAGCGCAAUUCAUGUCAAGACCAAACAACUUGAACACAAUACACUGGCAAGCGACUACCGAGCCUGCGUUCAUUACCAAACCGCGUCCCUCCAACUGGGAAAAGCCGGCUGGAAAGCCGAAGCCGACGAAGAAAUUUACAACGACGACGAGUAAACCUCACAAGAACUACAUGAAACCGAAGGAACCCAUGAUUUUAAUUAAUAAAACUGAGGAAUCGACGCCUGCCUCCAUUCAGACUACAGCAGCUACGGAAAGCGUUGAAUGCGGCGUAACCGCGAUGUGGCCUCGGCCAGAAACUCGUAUUAUGGGUGGGAAGGAUUCAAGCUUUGGAAGAUGGCCAUGGCAAGUGUCAGUUAGAAGAACAUCCUUCUUUGGGUUCUCGUCAACUCACAGAUGUGGUGGAGCCAUUAUUAACGAGGGCUGGAUAGCCACAGCUGGACAUUGCGUCGACGAUCUUCUAACAUCUCAAAUAAGGAUACGAGUGGGAGAAUAUGACUUCUCAUCGAUAUCAGAACAGUACCCUUUCGUGGAAAGAGGAGUAGCUCGCAAAGCUGUCCAUCCGAAGUACAACUUCUUCACAUAUGAAUACGAUUUGGCUUUAGUCAAGUUGGAGUCGCCAGUUCAGUUUGCUCCUCAUAUAUCCCCGAUAUGUCUGCCAACUUCUGAUGAUCUACUGGUUGGUGAGAAUGCUACAGUGACGGGCUGGGGAAGGUUGUCAGAAGGCGGUGUUCUACCGUCAAUUUUGCAAGAAGUACAAGUACCGAUAGUGUCAAAUGAGAGGUGCAAGUCCAUGUUUUUGCGUGCGGGACGCCACGAAUUCAUUCCCGACAUAUUCCUGUGCGCUGGUCACGAGAGGGGGGGCCACGAUUCAUGUCAAGGUGAUUCUGGAGGACCGUUACAAGUAAAAGGCAAAGAUCAACGAUACUUUCUAGCCGGCAUCAUUAGUUGGGGUAUUGGAUGCGGAGAGGCGAAUCUUCCGGGAGUCUGCACAAGAAUAUCCAAGUUCGUGCCUUGGAUCCUGCAGACAGUAAACUCUUAAAGGAUGGACCUAGUGUAACUGUUGUGUUCAUUAUAAAAUAUCAUGUUUAUACAUACAGUGUGUGUGACAGUGAUGUAUAUGCUAGAGAUACGACCGAAAAGACAUUACGAAUUGGAACACGCAAGUGCUGUGAAGGUACCUUCAAAAAUGUUGAUCAGAUUCAACAUUUUCUGAGGCGUUUUAUUUUAUUUAUAACAUCCAGAUUUUAUACGGAAAUUGCGAAAAUAUAAUACAACGUAAAAUUCUGUGUAACAAUCUAAUCGACGCUUUGACAGCUGAUACUUAUAAACGCCCUGCAAACUGAUUUAUUAGGCUUAGGAAUUUCUGCCUGCCGCAGCUGUAAUCUUAAAGUAAUGACUGAAGGCAACCGUGAACCGCAGACCACAAUCGCGAGCAAACUGCAGAUAAUGUUGGUCCUAUAGUUUUGUGUGAUAUUUCGGUGACAAAU